UACUCCUCCUCCUUCUUCCGCUCCUCCUUGUCCUCCUCCUUCUUCUCAUCCUCCUCAUCCUCCUCAUCCUCCUCCUUCUUCUUCCUCUCCUUCUCUUCCUCCUUCUUUUUCUCCUCCUCCUCCUUCUUCUCCUCCUCCUCCUCCUUGUCCUCCUCCUCCUCAUCCUCCUCCUCCUCCUCCUUCUUCUCCUUCUUCUCUUCCUCCUCCUCCUUCUUCCUCUCCUCCUUGUCCUUAUCCUUCUUCUCCUCCUCCUCCUUCUUCUUCCUCUCCUCCUUGUCCUCCUUCUCCUCCUCCUCCUUCUUCUUCCUCUCCUCCUUGUCCUCCUCCUCCUUCUCUUCCUCCUCCUUCUUCCUCUCCUCCUUGUCCUCCUCCUCCUUCUUCCUCUCGUCCUUGUCCUCCUCCUUCUACUCCUCCUCCUCCUUCUCCUCUUCAUCCCUCUCCUUCUUCUCUUCCUCCUCCUCCUUUUUCCUCUCCUCCUUGUCCUCCUCCUCCUCCUCCUCCUUCUUCCUCUCCUUGUUGUCUUCCGUGUCUCCUUACACAGACGUCUCUCAGCUCAUGCUUAUGAAUGAGUAA
Sphaeramia orbicularis (orbiculate cardinalfish) is the source of this 573-nucleotide messenger RNA. RefSeq lists its product as uncharacterized. The transcript is spliced from 3 exons. The record is from RefSeq and is a predicted model, not a curated record. The annotation marks the transcript as partial. Lineage: Eukaryota; Metazoa; Chordata; Actinopteri; Kurtiformes; Apogonidae.